UUCCGCCGCAUUAGUCGGACCAACUUCGAUGUGAAGAUGUCUGGGGAUAACGUGGAUGCCAAAGUUGCACCAAACAGCAAAAAUAUUUCACUGCCAGUGUCCCGAGUGAAGCUGAUAAUGAAAAGUUCUCCAGAUGUUUCAAAUAUUAACCAGGACGCCCUCUUUUUAACUACAAAAGCAACGGAGCUCUUUGUACAGCAUCUAGCACGGUCUUCAUUUAAAAAUGGGUCUGGUAAAAAGAACACACUGUCAUACAGUGACCUCGCCAAUGCUGCAGAGGCGAUGGAGAACUUUCAGUUUCUAACCGAUAUCCUUCCUAAGAAGAUAUUGGCAAGGGAUUACCUGAAGACGCUGGAAGACAGGCAGGAGGAAGAUGAAAUCUAAUGAAAAUCUGCUGAGAUUUCAGACAUGGGUCUGUUACCAACCACUCACUCAGUGGUCUCAGACGGCUGAGUUCCCCAACCUUUUAACAGCCAAAUCAGCAACCACAAAAUCGGUGUGCACUGGUGGUACAGAUGUUCUGGGUUUUUUUUUUUUCAACCAAUCAAGGCAGGGUUAAUAUAACUGGAUACGUUUACCUUAACCUUACUGUGUUAGAGGAUUUUUUUUUUGUUUGAUUUUUGCCUCCGUACUGCAAAUUACAGAUGUCACAGUGAACUCUUAAGAGGCACAAAUGCGAAGGCCAAUUCACAGAUAACUAUGUGAUUAAUUUGGCUUCCAGUAAUUGUGCUUGAUCGUUCACGUAGACACGUAUUCAGGGAUGCAUUCGUGUUUGGAGAGAGUUUUAUACAUACUCAAACUCAACCAGGUCAUUCACAGAUAUUGCACUGUUUAAGGAUUUUAAAUUCUCAGGUUAAAUGGUGCUAUACAUUGGUGCUUCCAGAGGCUUUCGUUGACAGUCUGAUCAUCAAAUCAAUCAAAAAAAAGGGGUACCACGUAUUUAUGGUCAUUCUGGAAAACCAGUGGCAUUGAUUGCUUAAAAAAAAAAAAAGCAGUCCUGCAUAUUAAAUACUACUGCAUUUGUGACCAAUACCUGAACUAAAUACAACUCAGGAUAUUUCAGUUCUUUCUCUCUUUAUCAGAGGGCAUUAUGACAAUUGUUUUUAAGUUGAUUUUUUUGAUAGCUCCGAGUCUCAUAUUUCUGCAGAGGGCAAAUAAGUAAGAAUUGUGCACAUAAUCUUAUAGACGAAGGGUAGGGGGGUUUUGUAUUUAUUUGUGCUAUAAAACAUUCGUAUACCCUUUCAGUGUCUGUCUUUCUCUAACAAAUCAGCGGGAUAUUUUGUAAUACUCCUACAAUAGAGGUGAUGCUUAGGGAGGAUACUUAGCUUGUUUCACUGGUAUCAAUGUCUGAAUUCUUUCUUUUGCAGGAAACGGAAAGUGCACUGGUUAAGAUUUGUGUAGCUGUUAACACGUAGCUUAGUGUUCAUAUAUGAUGUUUGUAUCAGGGUUCAGUCUAUACCAUGUAUGGAAAUAAACGUGCUUGUGCAUAGUGUGAA
Molecule: messenger RNA, 1496 nt
Organism: Clupea harengus (Atlantic herring)
Lineage: Eukaryota; Metazoa; Chordata; Actinopteri; Clupeiformes; Clupeidae
Gene: chrac1
Product: chromatin accessibility complex subunit 1
Biological process (GO): DNA-templated DNA replication; chromatin remodeling
Cellular component (GO): nucleus; CHRAC
Molecular function (GO): protein heterodimerization activity
Source: RefSeq, a predicted model, not a curated record